GAGGCAAAAGUGGAAAGCAAGGUGGCCUAAAAGGCAAAACAAAUCCAAUUUCCAAAUCCCAAUUCCUCUCUGUCGCUCUGUUUGUGUUUCUGCACAUACACAUUGGAGUUGGAUAAUCGCAUGCUCACAUAGCUCGGUAUUCGUCCAGUAUAAUGAUCAUAAGAAUUCAAUAGGGAGGGAGAAUUUGAUUAUGGAAUGGAAACGGUGGAAGUGGCAUCUUUCGACGUGAGAUAUUGUCGGUGGUGUCAGGUUCCUGUGAAGUUAGAGCCAUGGCGGACUCAGACAAGGGAAUGUCUUCUGAUAACAUAAAGGGGCUGGUGUUGGCUUUGUCUUCCAGCUUCUUUAUUGGAGCAAGUUUUAUUGUGAAGAAAAAGGGUUUGAAGAAAGCUGGUUCUUCUGGUCUCAGGGCAGGUGCUGGGGGUUAUUCUUACCUGUAUGAGCCACUUUGGUGGAUUGGCAUGAUUACAAUGGUUGUUGGGGAAAUUGCUAACUUUGCAGCUUAUGCAUUUGCUCCUGCUAUUCUGGUUACUCCUCUUGGUGCACUUAGCAUUAUUAUCAGUGCUGUCCUAGCUCAUGUUAUUUUACGGGAGAAGUUGCACCUAUUUGGGAUUCUUGGUUGUGCUCUAUGUGUUGUGGGUUCAACGACAAUUGUGUUGCAUGCUCCUAAAGAACGAGAUAUUGAGUCUGUCAAGGAAGUGUGGGAACUUGCAACGGAGCCAGCCUUCCUUGUCUAUGCUACUUUUGUCAUUGGAGCAGUCUUCGUCAUCAUUGUUUGUGUUAUACCCCAAUAUGGACAGACUCAUGUCAUGGUAUAUAUAGCUGUUUGUUCACUUGUGGGUUCAUUAUCGGUCAUGAGUGUUAAAGCAAUUGGAAUUGCUCUGAAGCUUACUUUCUCAGGCAUGAAUCAAUUACUAUACCCCCAGACAUGGGCCUUUACCUUGGUUGUGCUUACCUGUGUGAUCACUCAGAUGAACUAUUUAAACAAGGCUCUUGAUACGUUCAAUACGGCUGUCGUUUCGCCUAUAUACUAUGUGAUGUUUACAUCCUUAACCAUUUUGGCCAGUGUAAUCAUGUUUAAGGAUUGGGAUCGACAGAAUCCAACUCAAAUUGUCACUGAGAUAUGUGGAUUUGUGACUAUCCUUUCUGGAACUUUUCUUCUUCACAAAACAAAGGACAUGGUCGAGGGUUCUUCACAAUCAUUGAGACUUCCCAGGCACACACAAGACAAUGUAUUUGAACCUGAAGGGAUCCCUCUUCGGCGUCAGGAAUCCAUGCGACAGGCAUAGCUGUAAAUCCAUUGAUUCUCUGGGCUGGUUUCUUUCAAGAUGUUGUUUGUAUUUUGGGGGAGUGUGGGAACCAUGCCAUUAACCUGUACAUUACCAACACAGUAAGCUGGUUCUUUAUGUUCUUUCAGAGGAUAAUGCGCAAACGCGGCCUGAGUUAUUCUCAGGCGACUUUCAGCUGCUUCCAUGUACCGGGUUUUUGUCUUUUUGGAGUUAAAAAAAAAAUAUUUGGCAUUUUA
Messenger RNA from Manihot esculenta (cassava), 1522 nucleotides. Its product is annotated as probable magnesium transporter NIPA4. Gene Ontology annotation, cellular component: membrane. The record is from RefSeq and is a predicted model, not a curated record. Gene Ontology annotation, biological process: magnesium ion transport. The transcript is spliced from 9 exons. Gene Ontology annotation, molecular function: magnesium ion transmembrane transporter activity. The coding region runs from base 270 to 1286 and encodes 338 amino acids. NCBI's taxonomy places the organism in Eukaryota, Viridiplantae, Streptophyta, Magnoliopsida, Malpighiales, Euphorbiaceae.